AUGCCCCACCCUCUCUCGCCGGAGGUCUUCUUCGACAUCACCAUCGGCGGGCUGCGAGCCGGUCGAAUCCGCAUGAAGCUGCAUGCCCACACCGUGCCAAAGACGGCGGAGAACUUCCGCUGCCUGUGCACUGGCGAGAAGGGCAUCGGCCGGGAGGGCAAGCCGCUGCACUUCAAGGGCUCGACGUUCCACCGCGUAAUCCCAGGGUUCAUGUGCCAGGGCGGCGACUUUACCAAGGGCAACGGCACCGGCGGCGAGUCCAUCUACGGCGCAAAGUUUGACGAUGAGAACUUCACGCUGCGACACGAGGCGCCUGGCACCCUCUCGAUGGCCAACUCGGGCCCCGGCACCAACGGCUCGCAAUUCUUCCUUUGCACCGUCAAGACGGACUGGCUGGACGGCAAGCACGUCGUGUUUGGCGAGGUGAUCGACGGGAUGGAGGUGGUCAAGACGAUCGAGGCGGUCGGCUCGCAGUCGGGCAAGACCUCGAAGCCAAUCGUGAUCUCCGACUGCGGCCAAAUUCGCUGA
This is a messenger RNA of Emiliania huxleyi CCMP1516, 528 nucleotides long. RefSeq names its product peptidyl-prolyl isomerase (gene CYP7). Gene Ontology annotation, molecular function: peptidyl-prolyl cis-trans isomerase activity. The coding region runs from base 1 to 528 and encodes 175 amino acids. The transcript has a single exon. Gene Ontology annotation, biological process: protein peptidyl-prolyl isomerization; protein folding. Lineage: Eukaryota; Haptophyta; Isochrysidales; Noelaerhabdaceae. The record is from RefSeq and is a predicted model, not a curated record.